Messenger RNA from Stylophora pistillata, 3336 nucleotides. Its product is annotated as inosine-5'-monophosphate dehydrogenase 1b-like. The record is from RefSeq and is a predicted model, not a curated record. Gene Ontology annotation, cellular component: cytoplasm. NCBI's taxonomy places the organism in Eukaryota, Metazoa, Cnidaria, Anthozoa, Scleractinia, Pocilloporidae. Gene Ontology annotation, biological process: GTP biosynthetic process. Gene Ontology annotation, molecular function: IMP dehydrogenase activity.
GACGCACGUGCUUUUCAAACGCUGCCAUUUUGAAUGGCAACUGCUUCUGAUCAAUGCGACAUAAAAGUCAGUAUUUCAUGUGGUGACAUACGGCCCGUUGUUCAUUUUUAUUGAAGGGCGAUUCAACAACGUUAUGGCUGAUUAUCUGAUAGCUGGCGGUACAGGUUAUGUGCCUCAAGACGGAAUGACUGCCAUGCAAUUAUUUAGUAGUGGCGAAGGUUUAACCUACAAUGACUUCAUAAUUCUUCCAGGCUUUAUUGACUUUUGUGCUGAUGAAGUGGACUUGACUUCUGCUUUGAGUAAAAAGAUUACUUUAAAGACACCACUUGUCAGUUCUCCAAUGGAUACUGUCACAGAAUCAUCCAUGGCAAUAGCAAUGGCCCUGAAUGGUGGAAUUGGGAUAAUCCAUCAUAAUUGUUCGGCAGAGUUUCAAGCAAAUGAAGUCAGGAAAGUCAAGAAGUUUGAGCAGGGUUUUAUCCUGGAUCCAUUAGUUCUUAGUCCUGAAAACUGUGUUGGUGAUGUCCUGGCAGCAAAGGCCAAACAUGGCUUUUCUGGGAUACCCAUAACAGAAAAUGGUCAGAUGGGUGGAGUUUUGGUUGGCAUUGUUACCUCCAGAGACAUUGAUUUUGCUCAUGAACCUGACAUGUCAAGACCCAUCAAGGAGGUGAUGACUCAUCUGGAGGAGCUGGUCGUUGCUAAGGAUGGUGUGACACUUCAGGAAGCCAAUAGCAUCUUACAAAGGAGCAAGAAAGGAAAACUUCCUAUCGUUAAUGAAAAGGGAGAGUUAAUCUCAUUGAUUGCAAGGACAGAUCUCAAGAAGAACAGGAAUUUUCCUCUUGCUUCUAAAGAUGCCAACAAACAGCUGUUAGUUGGUGCAGCUAUUGGUACUCGAGAUGAAGACAAGGAGAGGCUAGAAGCCUUGGUUCAGAGGGGGCUGGAUGUGGUUGUUAUUGAUUCCUCUCAAGGAAACUCCAUCUUCCAGCUGAAUAUGAUCAAAUAUAUAAAGGAAAAGUAUGCAGAUCUCCAAGUAGUUGGUGGUAAUGUUGUGACUGCAGCCCAAGCAAAGAACCUGAUUGAUGCUGGAGUGGAUGGACUGAGAGUUGGUAUGGGUAGUGGCUCUAUAUGUAUUACACAGGAGGUCAUGGCAGUUGGUAGACCACAAGGCACUGCAGUGUUUAAGGUGGCAGAGUACGCCCGCCGGUUUGGAGUCCCUGUGAUUGCAGAUGGUGGUAUCCGAGAUGUGGGGCAUAUUUCAAAGGCUCUUAGUUUGGGAGCUUCAACAGUUAUGAUGGGAUCAUUAUUAGCUGGAACCACAGAAGCUCCAGGAGAAUACUUCUUUGCUGAUGGUGUUAGGCUUAAAAAGUACAGAGGAAUGGGUUCAUUAAGUGCCAUGGAGAAUCAGGGUUUUUUUUAAAGAUAUUUCAGUGAGCGUGACAAGGUGAAAGUUGCUCAAGGAGUGUCUGGCUCUGUAGCAGACAAAGGAUCUAUUCACAGAUUUGCUCCAUACCUUUUUUUUUGAAUUCAACACAGCUGUCAGGACUUGGGAGCAAAGAGUCUUACUCAACUCAGAGCUAUGAUGUACUCUGGUGAGCUCAAAUUUGAAAAGAGAUCAACAUCAGCCCAGAUAGAAGGAGGAGUUCAUGGACUUCAUUCGUUUGAGAAGAGACUCUUUUGAACCACAAGACUUGAAAGCCAAACACACAAAGAUCAUUUAAUGAACCUGUACAACAAUCCUCAAAUAAUGCCAACUAGAGAUAUGUAAAUAGCACAAAGAAGAAAAUUAUUUAAUUAUGUUAAAGUAAGUGAUCAUAGUUCGUUAUCAUGUGCCUGAUGUUUAUUUUGAGAGAAUUAAUUUACAAUAUUUGAUACAUUGAUGUACCCAUCUCUUUUGUUUUGUUUUUGGCUUUUGAAAAGCUCAGUAAAAUACUGCCCAAUUUUCAAAGAAAUCAAAAGUUAUACAAGUAAACAAACCAAUGUGAUCAGGACUCAGACAUAUUUAUAUUUUUUACGAAUAGUGUUAUUCCAUUCUUUGAAAUUCAACAUGACAUUCUACAAGACAACAAAGUGUCUCUAGUUUAUUCCCUGGAGACUUGUGCUAAGGUCUUCUGUUUAAACUAAAUUUUGAAAAUCAAACUAGGUGUAUCAGGUAAGGAAUAGUGGACCAGAAAGACUGGAUUUGGUAAAGUAGAUACCUAUUUUGUUCACUGAUAGUAAACACAGAAGGCUUGGAAUUGUAAAUACUGAAACAUGUAUAUCGGCUCUUAUUGGACAGGCUAUGGUGCUUUUUAGGUUUGAAAAAGUAGUUUUCCAUACCAUAAACUAUCUUAUUGCACCACUGCAGCAGAUUCUUUAACCCCUAACUGCCAGAAGUGAUUAACAUGUAUCCCUAUUUUAUUUAGCAAACAGGUAUUGUGAACACUCAAACAGGUAGAAGUUAUUAUGAUCUCAAACUCAAAACUCCAAACUCUCAUAAAGUUAUGAAGGAGUGUGUAGCUGCAAAAAGGAGGAAUUAGCAAUCAGAUCUUGGGAAUUGAAGGGUUACAAGCUGGUCUUGGCUGGUGUUUUAUCAAUCCUUGUUUUCGUCCUUGAGAGAUUAAUUUUUUUUAACUGCAAUAGUCGCUGAUGCAGUCACCCCUCUCAGUUUGCUACUUGUAUGAUAUAACUACAAUUAGAGUCAAUAGAAUGAAAAUAUACUUUUUCACCAAUCUCAUCAUUGCUCAAGUAAGAAAGAGAGAGAGAGAGAGAGAGAGAGAGAGAGAGAGAGAGAGAGAGAGAGAGAGAGAGAAUCUCUACCCAUUGACAAGAGUUAUUUUUCAUAAAAGCAAAAUCUGAAAUGAUUGGCUGGACCCCCACUCCCUCUCUUAUCCCUCCGCCUAGUUCCCAGGGCUUUGCAACAUUAGCGGUAGAGAGACAUUAUCCUUUACUGGCUCGAAAUGUCUCGUCGUUAUAUUUUCAGCUUGUCUGAUACAUUAUUGAAUUUACUCGUGCUCUGUUAUUGGUUAGGUAACUUGUAGAUUGUUGAUAAAGAAUAGUUAUAAAUUUAUUUCUUGGAUUAUUGAAGCUGUUAGAUCACUGUCGCCGCCAAAUUUAUCAAAUAGUUAAAGGUUUUUAACUUGAAACCUUUAUUUUAUCGUACUUGAUUACCUUAAUAUGCUACUUAAACGUCUUGCGAGCCAAACUAUAUUCUUAAUGAUGUAUACUGAUGUUGCUAAUCACUGUAGAGGAAUAUUUUCUUGUCUUGUCUAACAUUCUUAUUCCACAUGUCUUGUUCCUUGCGAUGGUCAACAGGUGUUAUUUUCGUUUAAAUGAUUAAUAAAACUACGAAAAUUGAUCAAA